AUGAAACUUCUCCUUAUUUUAUUAGCUGUUUCUCUGGAAUUUGCCAUCUCUCGAUCCCUCACAGAUUUGGUCUGCAAAAUUAAUCCGCGGAGAUGUGAAGAUUUUAAAGGAAACAAUUCGAGACCAAGGGGAGAAGAGGGGCGAAUACAUCAUGAAAGUCCGCUGGGAGGGCCAUCUCUAGCAGAGUUUCAGAGAUGGAAUAAUUAUGAAGAGACUGCUCAGGGGACCGGAUUUUUGAGACCAGCAUCCGGGACAAAUCCAGUGCCAUAUGGGGAAGGCCUCGGUGACAUUGGAAUCUACACUGGCGUCGGUGUUCAACACCCAUUCGGAGGACUCGGAAUAGAACGAAACUUUGGAAUCGGAAUGGGUGGAAACGGAAGAAUCGGUGGAGCUCCAGUCGGAUGGGGAAACGGCGGAACCCGAAGUGUUGGGUCAGCACCAUGGGCGAAUCCAUAA
Molecule: messenger RNA, 456 nt
Organism: Caenorhabditis briggsae
Lineage: Eukaryota; Metazoa; Nematoda; Chromadorea; Rhabditida; Rhabditidae
Exons: 3
Coding region: 1-456 (151 amino acids)
Source: RefSeq, a predicted model, not a curated record